AUGUCGCCACAAAUCAAUAUUCCCAACUUGCCCUCCAUGGCCCCGACGGGACCCACAAGCCCUCAACACGACAAAGAUGCCGCCAGAGCCAUGAACCGGACUAACAGCUGGAAACCAUCUCUUCUUGGUCGCAGACAAAGUUACCACCAAGAAGACCAGAAACAUGCGCUGCAGAUGAGCGGCGUGCAGGAUAUCAAAGACUGCCCCGGAUUCACCGAGCGCAAGUAA
Molecule: messenger RNA, 228 nt
Organism: Annulohypoxylon truncatum
Lineage: Eukaryota; Fungi; Ascomycota; Sordariomycetes; Xylariales; Hypoxylaceae
Exons: 2
Coding region: 1-228 (75 amino acids)
Source: RefSeq, a predicted model, not a curated record